This is a messenger RNA of Cavenderia fasciculata, 1479 nucleotides long. RefSeq lists its product as uncharacterized. The transcript is spliced from 5 exons. The coding region runs from base 1 to 1479 and encodes 492 amino acids. The record is from RefSeq and is a predicted model, not a curated record. NCBI's taxonomy places the organism in Eukaryota, Evosea, Eumycetozoa, Acytosteliales, Cavenderiaceae.
AUGGAAUCGAUUGAAUCGAAACAAGUUCAACUUUUGGAUGCUGAACCGAGAAUAAUCUUUGAUAACAUUAUGGCAAGCUUUCUCACUGAUGAAAGUAAUAUUCAAUACCAAUUACGAGCAAUUGAUAUAAUCAAAUUAAAGAGUCAAUUAUUUUGCAAUGAAACAGUAAUACAACAUUUACUCGAUCUAUUAGAAUGGUCUGUUCAAUCAGAAGGAAUAAUUCCUUCUUGGAAGAACUUUAUUGAUUACAUUGACCCAACCAAAUAUAAAUAUGUAUCAUCUCGAAUAUUCCCAAUGAUGCUCAAACAAUUGUAUCAAAUGGAGACUGGUAGUAGAGAAAAAAUGGAUGUAUUGCGCGUUUUCCAAGACAUAGGAGCAACGGUGGGUAUGAAUUCGAGGGAAGACUGGAAGGAUUGGAGUUAUAUUUCGAUUUAUCUCCCAUCCAUCAUGAAACAACUCCUCCUCUGCUUCAAUCAAUUGAAACCUUCCCAAAGAGGACAUUUCCUCAAUCUAUCAUAUUUCCGACACUUGGUUGACCAUGUAUGCAAACUUGACACUGUCGAUAUGAUGUGCGGCAUGAUACAGGCAACAGUGGCCAAGGAAGGGGUCAGCAGUCCAAACAGUCAACUCUUGUUUGACCGUUUCAUCAAAAUAGUGAUGGAUCCACCAUCAACAUCAAGUAUGAAGAAUCAAUCAUGGUACUCUAGGAUGAAUGCAAUGGCAGAGAUGAUUGGCGUGAUACAAGGAGGCAUUUGGACAAAUCAUCAAAUUCAAGUAUUCACCAAACGUGAUAAUGAAUAUUUUCAAAAAUUAAAGAAAAUCUCUUCAAAACAAUAUAAAAAAUCAUACAAGAGGUCUGAGAAUUUAAAGAGAGCACUAUUCGAUUGGAUGCAAAAUCACUUUGUUCUAUGUCUCCUUUUCAUUUCACCAAACCCAAAAACCAUCAUCAACAAUCAAGAAAUGCAAACAUUGUUACUCGAAAUGGCUCGGACAUCGUUGGAUGAAUUUAUAACAAUGGCACCCAUCUUUGAAAAUGCCUAUUGUUAUUUCAUUCCAACUAUUGUACUUAGAUGGCAAUUAUUAUUAUUACUUUACAUUGAACAACAAGACAAGGUAAAAGUAGUACUAGACUAUUAUCAGAAAAUAGUACCACUAUUACUUGUGAAUAACAUUCCCGAUGAAUCACAGUAUAUAGGCGAUGACUAUCAAUACAUGACAGGUUCGUUUUGGUUGAUAAUCAAGAUCCUUGUCAAAAAUAUGGAUCAACAACAGUGUCAAAUACAUUUGAACAAGAUUCACCAAAUGAUGAUUGAUUUUAAUGAUGAAAGACAAAGUCAAUUACCGAACCAUUUUUGCUUGUUGUUAGAGACAUUGUGGAGAGUUCAAGAAUAUGACGACUAUGACGAUGAUGACGAACGUCUUUGUCAUCAAUUCAUCACAAAAGUAGAUGAUCGCUAUUUGUUGAAACAAAUAAAUUAA